CUGCAACAGAGAAAAAAGAAAUGACUGGCUUGGCUCUUGGGGUGUCCAGCAUGAAGUCUGGAGAGCGGGCCCUAUUACAUGUAGGCUGGGAGUUAGGGUAUGGGAAAGAAGAGAGCUUUUCUUUUCCAAAUGUUCCACCAUUGGCAGAUAUAUCAUAUGAAGUUGAGCUUAUUGGAUUUGUUGAAACCAAAGAAGGGAAAGCUCGUAGUGACAUGACUGUGGAGGAAAGGAUUGGAGCAGCAGCAGAUAGAAGAAAGAUGGAUGGAAAUGCUUUAUUUAAAGAGGAAAAACUAGAGGAGGCAAUGCAACAGCUAUAGCAUAUAUGGGUGACGACUUCAUGUU
Messenger RNA from Malus domestica (apple), 342 nucleotides. The record is from RefSeq and is a predicted model, not a curated record. Lineage: Eukaryota; Viridiplantae; Streptophyta; Magnoliopsida; Rosales; Rosaceae.